Molecule: messenger RNA, 619 nt
Organism: Arabidopsis lyrata subsp. lyrata
Lineage: Eukaryota; Viridiplantae; Streptophyta; Magnoliopsida; Brassicales; Brassicaceae
Product: auxin-responsive protein IAA31-like
Exons: 3
Coding region: 111-410 (99 amino acids)
Biological process (GO): regulation of DNA-templated transcription
Cellular component (GO): nucleus
Molecular function (GO): protein binding
Source: RefSeq, a predicted model, not a curated record
UUGAAACGUGGAAUCAGUAAUAAUUAUAAAUUAAGAAUAUAAAUGGUAGAAUCACAUAUAACUUUGGGUUAAUAUCAAUCGAUCGAAUCAACGUCGGUCGCAUCGCAUCAAUGAACUCGUCAUCAUCUCAAUCUCGCUAUGUAAAGGUUUACAAAGAGGGUAACUACAUAGGGAGGAAAAUCAAUAUCUUCGCGUUUAAUAACUACGAAAGUCUUGCAGCCGCUCUGUCUGAUAUGUUUGAUACAGCAAUUAGAUUAGACGGCGAGGGAAAUAGCUCUGUUUUUGGGAAUCAUCAUACGUUGAAGUUUUUAGAUAGAGAUGGACAUUGGAUGGUGGCCGGAGACAUCUCUUGGAACAAUUUUCUGAGUAGAGCGCAAAGAUUAAGACUUAGCAGCUCCAGGAAUCCUUAAAUCUUGGAUCAUUAUUACCACCCGAACCAUUUCACAUCUCUUCGAAUGAACCAACUAUCUAAUAUUUUCUAUUUUUAUAAAGUUAACUAAUUACUAGUAGUUUAUUUAUUUAUUUAAUUACUUAAUCUGUCCGAAGGAGAUAUUGAUUUAUCAAUUUCCCUUGGUAAUAAAUAAUAAGAUUAAUGAGGGAACUGUGAGUUCAUUAACCA